GCCGCGGCCGCAGUGGCAGCGGCGGGGCGGGCGGUUGCGCGGCGGCCGACGCAGGUGUGAUGGGCAGGUGAGGAGAAGCCACCUCCCUGUCUGGUCUCAGCAUGACCGAGUGCUUCCUGCCCCCCACCAGCAGCCCCAGCGAGCACCGCAGGGCCGAGCACGGCAGCGGGCUGACCCGGACGCCCAGCUCCGAGGAGAUCAGCCCCACAAAGUUCCCUGGACUGUACCGCACGGGCGAGCCCUCGCCCCCCCAUGACGCCCUGCACGAGCCCGCCGAUGCGGCGUCGGAGGAUGAGAAGGACCAUGGCAAGAAGAAAGGAAAGUUCAAGAAGAAGGAGAAGAGGACUGAAGGCUAUGCUGCCUUUCAGGAAGAUAGUUCUGGAGAUGAAGCUGAAAGCCCUUCCAAAAUGAAGAGGUCCAAGGGAAUUCAUGUUUUCAAGAAGCCCAGCUUUUCUAAAAAGAAGGAGAAGGAUUUUAAAAUAAAAGAGAAACCCAAAGAAGAAAAGCAUAAAGAAGAAAAGCACAAAGAAGAAAAGCAUAAGGAGAAGAAGUCAAAGGACUUGACGGCAGCUGACGUUGUCAAACAGUGGAAGGAAAAGAAGAAAAAGAAGAAGCCCAUCCAGGAGCCGGAGGUGCCUCAGGUGGAUGCACCCAGCCUCAGGCCUGUCUUUGGGAUCCCUCUGGCUGCUGCGGUGGAGAGGACCAUGAUGUGUGACGGCGUCCGCCUGCCGGCUGUGUUCCGCGAGUGUGUGGACCAUGUGGAGAAGCACGGCAUGAAGUGCGAGGGCAUCUACAGAGUGUCAGGAAUUAAAUCAAAGGUGGAUGAACUAAAAGCAGCCUACGACCGAGAGGAGUCUCCAAAUUUGGAAGAAUACGAGCCCAACACUGUCGCCAGCUUGCUGAAGCAGUACCUGCGAGACCUGCCAGAGAAUUUGCUUACCAAAGAGCUGAUGCCCCGAUUCGAAGAGGCCUGCGGGAGGGCCACGGAGACCGAGAAAGUGCAGGAGUUCCAGCGCUUGCUCCAGGAACUGCCGGAAUGUAACUACCUUCUCAUUUCCUGGCUCAUUGUUCACAUGGACCACGUCAUUGCCAAGGAACUGGAAACGAAGAUGAACAUACAGAACAUCUCCAUCGUGCUCAGCCCCACUGUGCAGAUCAGCAAUCGUGUGCUGUAUGUGCUCUUCACACAUGUGCAAGAGCUCUUUGGAAACGUGGUACUAAAGCAAGUGACAAGACCUCUGCGGUGGUCGAACAUGGCCACCAUGCCCACGCUGCCAGAGACCCAGGCGGGUAUCAAGGAGGAGAUCCGGAGACAGGAGUUUCUUUUGAAUUGUUUACAUCGAGAUCUGCAGGGUGGGAUAAAGGAUUUAUUUAAAGAAGAAAGAUUAUGGGAAGUACAAAGAAUUUUGACAGCCCUCAAAAGAAAACUGAGAGAAGCUAAAAGACAGGAGUGUGAAACCAAGAUUGCACAAGAGAUAGCCUCAAAGGAGGACAUUUCCAAAGAAGAAAUGAAUGAAAAUGAAGAAGUCAUAAACAUUCUCCUUGCCCAGGAAAACGAGAUCCUGACGGAGCAGGAAGAGCUCCUGGCCAUGGAGCAGUUCCUGCGCCGGCAGAUCGCCGCCGAGAAGGAGGAGAUCGAGCGCCUCAGAGCCGAGAUUGCCGAGAUCCAGAGUCGCCAGCAGCAUGGCCGGAGCGAGACAGAGGAGUACUCCUCGGAGAGCGAGAGCGAGAGCGAGGACGAGGAGGAGCUGCAGCUCAUCCUGGAGGACUUGCAGAGGCAGAACGAGGAGCUGGAGAUAAAGAACAACCACUUGAACCAGGCCGUCCAUGAGGAGCGCGAGGCCAUCAUCGAGCUGCGGGUGCAGCUGCGCCUGCUCCAGACACAGCGUGCCAGGGCCGAGCAGCCCGAGGACGAGGAGCCCCGCGAUGGUGCGCCCGAGGUGAAGGCUGGCAAGGAGCCCGCGAAGCCGUCGCCCAGCAGAGACCGCCGGGAGACGCCCCUCUGAGCGCCCGGGCAGUGGCGCUGGAAGGUGCCUGUGGCCCAGAGUGCCCAGUGCGGCCGGCGCUGUCCCUUCUGUAAAGACGCCUUCUCUCCUCAGACUCCUCG
This is a messenger RNA of Marmota flaviventris (yellow-bellied marmot), 2107 nucleotides long. It is a transcript of the gene Ralbp1, whose product is annotated as ralA binding protein 1. Gene Ontology annotation, biological process: positive regulation of GTPase activity; endocytosis; small GTPase-mediated signal transduction. The record is from RefSeq and is a predicted model, not a curated record. Gene Ontology annotation, molecular function: GTPase activator activity; small GTPase binding. Lineage: Eukaryota; Metazoa; Chordata; Mammalia; Rodentia; Sciuridae. Gene Ontology annotation, cellular component: membrane.